Molecule: messenger RNA, 2767 nt
Organism: Cladophialophora immunda
Lineage: Eukaryota; Fungi; Ascomycota; Eurotiomycetes; Chaetothyriales; Herpotrichiellaceae
Exons: 3
Coding region: 26-1720 (564 amino acids)
Source: RefSeq, a predicted model, not a curated record
GACAGGCCCAAGACCAACAAUCAGGAUGGUCUAUAGUGUCUUUCAUACCCUUAAGGACGGUGGAGAGAAGGCAAAGGAACUAUCCCAAGGCGGCCAGCUGCCAAUGGACGUUCAUUUCAUCAACGUCAACAGGCCGGGGCGCAUCCCCAACUGGCAGCUCAGUCAGAUCACGGCCCACGCGAUGCGUAGGAACCAUGAACGGCGUCGUGGUUUAGAAGUCCAGUCGACGCGAGCACAACCUCUUCCAGCCAGCGUGGACCGAUCUCGGGGGGCCAGGAGUCAACGGACUGACCAGGGAUCGGAACAAUCAAGACCUAUCUCAAGCAACGACCUGGAGCCUCGACCCCAAUUGCUCUUGAAGCAUGCGAUAACAGCCAAUGCGCGCACCAAAGCAACGCCCACCCCUGGAGACGAGAGGGCCCACCCAAGCUUGCUAUGCUCUGCACCACAGCGCCUAAGCAAACAUGGAUCUUCCCCAGAGAAACUCUCAGGUGAUGCCCCAGCGGACCCAUGUGGCUGCCCGGAGUGUCGAGCCGAAGCAUUAGCCCUUGCAGCUUGCUCUACCGACAGCGUUUUCGGGGGCCUGCGAACCGAUCCAUUCCUACGAUAUCCUAUUGAGUCUCAGGACUAUUUUCCUGCUGUAAUCGACCAUUGUAGGGAGAUUAUAGCACCAAGCCCUGCCUUCUUCGAGCUCUUUAUGACGCACGAUGUCUUGUUCGAGGCUAUCAUUACCUGGGUCCUGUGUACCUACUUGCUGCAUACACCCGAGCUGAAAAAGGCCAUGCUAUACCAUUAUGGAGGCUCUCUGUCCAAGAUUCGAGAACGCCUCCUCUUCCCAGGGUCUACUCGAAAGGCCGUAAUGGCAGCUAUUUCCAAUUUGGCCGGGGUCUGCGCUUACUUUGAAGAUGAUACAUCCUUCAACAUGCACCGCAACGCACUCCGUUAUCUGGGUCAGUUCAGAGACGAUGAGGACAUGCGCGACCGUGACAUUCGUGCUUCGGCCAAACGUCCUUCUAGUUUUCAUGACGCUCUAUCCUACGCUCAACCCAGGAGAAAGGGAAAGGCUGGCCUCCCCGAAGACCGCUCCUCUUUCCUGACAAUGGGGCUGUCAUCUUCCAGGGAGCCGGUAUACCCAAACCUCCCAUUCUCCACCGAGUUGUCUGCGCGCCUUUCCAGAGUCUGUGAAGGUUUUCGAGAGCUGGCCUUGCGCAGGAUUCUCUCGAUCCAGGUCAUCGAACGGCUGGCCAUGGAACGAAGCCAAAUCGUUCGUCUCGCAUCAAGAGCAACAAGAGACCGCGAAGACUCUCGAGCCCUUCGAGAGAAAUUGACACCAAUCGAACGCUUGAUCUGGUUGGGCUUCUCCGUGUUCCACUUAUACACGGCGACGUACCAACUGGAUCGCCAAGAGAUGGCCGAAGCUUUCCUCGAGUGCUCCCGAAAGAUGGCUCGGGGUUCUCAAUUAGAAAAUGAUUGUCUUCUAUGGGGAGGAUGUGUCGUCACCGCGACCAAAGAAAUUGAAGGUUGUUCGCUUGCAAAGGGUGAAGCUGUGACCAAAACUCUCCUAACAAGGUUCAAAAUGAGCAUCGAGGAAAUGAAUGGGGUGGCACAGAGAUUUCUCUGGAACGAGUCCAUGAGCUCUUGCCUGACAGCAGCCUUGCGUCACCGCUUCAUCGCUGUGUCAAAGAUUGAAGAGACCGCGGAAUGGCGCACGUGGCUGUGACAAGCUUGUACUCAUGCCCUCUAGCAGAUACGGAAAUGCUUCACUGAUCAACGACUACUUAUGCGAAAUACGAUUUCCCGAAAGGUUCAGCGAUUAAAAAGACAAUGCCGAAGUCGGAUUUCCCCUUAUCGACCUCAACCAGCCCAUCCGGCAUCUGUGUCAACAACCGACCCUGGAGCCUCCCCAUGAGGAUCGUUCUUCAAACUCCUGUCAGUGUCCUUAGGGCUCUUUGACAGCGUUGAGAGCUGACUCUCUGUUGUGGUUGUUUGUCUCGGACACGUAUGAAUCCAGAUACGAUGGAAGAUCCUUGACCUUAUUGGUGUCACUGGGUAUUGGGGUGUCGAAAGCCUCGUACACUGGCACCACUCCAGUCCAGACUCUUUCAGUGAUGUCAGAUCUAUUCUCAUCCUUUGCCUCGUCAUGAGGGCCUCCUUGCCGGAUCUUGCCACUGCCAGUUUCAACCUUGACUCUCAGAAUGGUGGUGGAGGUCAUCUCGACAUUGUCAGGUGGAACUCUGGUGUUUUCCCAGCGUCCAUCGACUACCUUAUUGGUGAUCAAUUGCAUUGCGUACAAUUUCUCAUCGUCUGUCUCCACCGGCUUGGCGAACCCCUGAAGGACGGCUGAUCGGUAGUUGUAACUAUGGGAAUUUGGGGUCAAGGACAACACCAAGCCAUCGACUUUGGUUGCAGCGACGCAAAUUGGCAAGCCAUUUGGGGAUUCCCGAGCGAGGCGCAUGAUCCUUGAGCUGACAUAUCCAUGGAGAUAGCAGUCAAGUGGCUCCUCGAUGCUGGAUGAAGGAUAUUCAAAUGAACCCAUGACCCCGAUCAUGGGCAAGAUUGCGGGAAAGGGUUCGUCGGGGCUUGGAGCGAAGGAGACAUGAAGGACCGAGGUAGUGUUUAUGAUUGAAUGGAUGAUCCCAAGGUCAUAUGUCCCUGGAGGAUAUUGGUCUCAACGUACUUAAUGCGGAGGGGCGUGCCUUCUUACCUCUGUUGUUGUAUCGCUUCACUGUAUUUUGAGGUUUCUUUGGAUACUCGAGAUGUCGCACCA